AUGCUUGCCAAAGAAGAAAAGUUUGUUACAAAUGCUGUAAAAGAUCUUCUAGAAAAGCAUACACUUUGGAAAACAUUGCGAAUAACAGCACUGGUACUUCGAUUUGUAACCAACUGUCGCAGACAGGAGAAGCAGACUGGGAUGCUGACAGCAGAAGAGAUAGAAUCAGCAGAGAUGUUUUGGAUCAGGGAGGUGCAGCAAGCUAAGGAGAUAAGGCCUGAUGUCCCACUGAAAAAGGAUCCACUAGGGAUAUGGAGAUGCCAUGGAAGAGUGCCUGACUACAAUCCGAUAUUUCUGCCACGAAGUAACACUUAUGUGGAACGACUAAUUGAGCAAUGCCAUAGAAGAAUGUUGCAUGGGGGAGUAUCUGUGACAAUGAGUUGCAUACGGGAAAGGUUUUGGGUACCUAAACUCCGCACAUUGGUGAAAAAGGUCAUUCACAACUGUGACAAGUGCAAGAGGUUUCGAGUGCAGGGAUUGGCAGCACCUUCAAACUCACAGCUACCAAGUUUCAGGUCACAAAUGACAGAUCCAUUUGCGUGCACUGGCGUUGACUUUGCAGGACCAAUCACGUACCGAGUGAGCAAGAAGACAGUUGGGAAGGCUUACAUUGCCUUGUUUACGUGCGCCACAACCAGAGCCGUGCAUUUGAAAUUAUGCAGAGACCUGACGGCGGAAGAAUUCCAGCGAGCAAUGAAGGAAUUCAUCGCAAGAAGAGGCACACCAAAACUAAUGGUUAGCGAUAAUGGCAAGACUUUCAUUGCAACCAAGAAGUGGCUGAGCAGGCUCAAGAAGAAUGAGGAGUUGAUGAACUACUUAGCAACUGACAAAAUCAAAUGGAGGUUCAACCUCUCACGAGCCCCAUGGUGGGGAGGAUUUUUUGAGCGGCUGAUUGGCACAAUGAAAAGAAGUCUCGCAAAGGUUAUUGGUAGAAGUAUACUCAAAUUUGCAGAGUUGGAAGAAGCACUUUUGGACAUAGAAUGCGUAAUGAACAAUCGCCCCCUGAGCUACCAAGGCGAAGAGUUCGAGACCCCAGUCAUCACGCCAAACAUACUGAUCAGAGGGCAACCAGCACAUAUGCUACAAGAGGAUCUGCACAAAAUAGGGGACGAGGAAACGCUUCCCAAAAGGAUGGUAUUUCUGGCCAAAAGCAAGGAGCAGCUACGAAAGAGGUGGUUGGGUGAAUACUUGUACGCGCUGGAGGAAAGAAAGCUCAAACAAAAUGGAAGUCACGUUGAAAUCCCGAAUAAUGGCAAAGUAGUGUUGUUGAAAGAAGACACAAAAAACAGAGCCCAGUGGAGAAUUGGAAGAGUUGCUGGAAAAAUUAUCGGCAGGGAUGGUGUCGUGCGGGGAUUAAAGAUCAAGUUAGGCAACGGUUACAUCGUUGAGCGACCGCUCCAACUUAUUUGCGAUUUAGAAGUUGGGGGAGAAAACUGUGCCGUUAAUGUCCAGUUGAAUCCGAAGGCUCAAGAGUUUACCAAGAAAGGCAAGAAAUGA
Molecule: messenger RNA, 1497 nt
Organism: Rhopilema esculentum
Lineage: Eukaryota; Metazoa; Cnidaria; Scyphozoa; Rhizostomeae; Rhizostomatidae
Source: RefSeq, a predicted model, not a curated record